AGGCGGCGCGGGGCGCAGUGCGCAGGCGCGGCCCUUCCCGCCGUGCUCAGCGCCGGCUCAUGGCGGCGGCGGCGCCGGGACUGUUUUAAAUUGAAGGGAAAAUGUCACUUUACGAUGACUUGGGGGUUGAGACCAGCGAUUCUAAAACAGAAGGCUGGUCCAAGAAUUUCAAACUGCUGCAGUCUCAGUUGCAGGUGAAGAAAGCAGCUCUCACACAAGCAAAGAGUCAGAGAACAAAACAAACCACAGUCCUUGCUCCAGUGAUUGACCUGAAACGAGGCAGCUCCUCUGAUGAGAGACAGAUCGUGGACACACCCCCUCAUGUAGCAGCUGGGCUAAAGGAUCCUGUCCCUAGUGGUUUUUCUGCAGGAGAUGUGUUGAUUCCCCUGGCAGAUGAGUAUGAUCCCAUGUUCCCAAAUGACUACGAAAAGGUGGUGAAACGUCAGAGAGAGGAACGGCAGCGGCAGAGGGAGCUGGAGAGGCAAAAGGAGAUUGAAGAGAGAGAAAAAAGGCGUAAAGACAGACAUGAAGCCAGUGGGUUUUCAAGACGACCAGAUCCAGAUUCUGAUGAAGAUGAAGAUUAUGAAAGGGAAAGACGGAAAAGAAGUAUGGGAGGAGCUGCCAUUGCACCACCCACUUCUCUCGUUGAGAAGGACAAAGAACCUGUAGCAUCAUUCCCAUAUGAGGAAGAGUCAAGACCUCGGGCACCUUCUUCCAAAGCAGCCAUUCCUCCUCCAGUGUAUGAUGAGCCAGAGAGACCUCGUUCUCCCACGGGACCCAGCAACUCCUUCCUCGCCAACAUGGGGGGGACAGUAGCUCACAAAAUCAUGCAGAAAUAUGGUUUCAGAGAGGGCCAGGGGCUGGGCAAACAUGAACAGGGGCUCAGCACAGCACUGUCAGUAGAGAAAACAAGCAAGAGGGGUGGCAAGAUCAUUGUUGGUGAAUCUACAGAGAAAGAAACGGGCAAGAAGGCGGAUUCCAACCCCUUGACUGAGAUACUGAAAUGUCCAACUAAAGUGGUCUUACUGAGGAACAUGGUUGGUGCUGGGGAGGUGGAUGAAGACCUUGAAGUUGAAACUAAGGAGGAAUGUGAGAAAUAUGGCAAGGUUGGAAAAUGUGUCAUCUUUGAGAUCCCUGGUGCCCCUGAUGAUGAGGCUGUAAGAAUAUUUUUAGAGUUUGAACGGGUUGAAUCUGCCAUCAAAGCUGUUGUGGAUCUAAAUGGAAGAUAUUUUGGAGGCAGAGUGGUGAAGGCUUGUUUCUACAACCUGGACAAGUUCAGAGUGCUGGAUCUGGCGGAACAAGUUUGAUUUUAAAAAUCUAGCUCGAGGUGUCAUUGUUUUGGCAAUCACGUUUUCAGCAGUAGGCUGGGAAUAAAGAAGAGAAAAGUAGCUUUCCUAGCAGACUGGAAACAAGCCUCAUUGAAUGGAUUUUACACAUUCGUUGUGACUUAUGUUUUUUUGUAAUAUAAAGCCCUUUGAAAGUAAGAUUCACGUCUGUGUGGUUUUGAAUUGCACAUUUCUGCUUUCUGCUCUGGGAAUCCUGGUUUUUUUGAGCUUUCAGAUGACUGCUCUGUUGAAAACCCACUGCUGAGGAGAUGCUUUGUCUGUAUUCCUGCUUUCUUUGUUCUGGUGCUUCAUCAUGGAGUCCCUGUGCUGGAUCCACAAUAAGUCUGGAGCUUUGGACAAGGACUGUGUGUAUGAUCUUCUCUUCCCUGAUGGUCUCUCCUAGAGUUAGAGCCUUGCUCUCCUGAGUCCUCAUCUCUGCACACCAGUGAUUUGGGUCAUUGGGACAGUUGCAGCUGAUUUUUCUCCUGACUCCAGGACAAAGCUUCUGUGCCAGAAUGGAGACUAAGAUAACACGGAUUGAGUCUGUCUUCACAGAUUAAAAAAAAACAAAACAAAACAAAAAAUCCAUGUCUAAUCCAUGGAAAUGGAAAGAGGAGGGAAUUUAAUGGACUCUUGGCAGGAGCUCUGUGCUGUUGGGCAGUCUGUGCUGGGAAUAUCCAGGGAUAAUUGAUUUCAGGUCAUUAGGCAGGGAGAUGGGAAACUCCUUCCUGUAUCUGGCCAGCUGUCAGAAUCUCACUUCUCUAACUCACACACAGGCAACUGACUUUGUUUAAUAAUUUCAAACCUGCUGUUUGCUCUUUCUGUUUAUAUUUCUAUAUUUGAGGUCAAACACUAUCAGGGUUAGGAUUUCUUUUCCUUUUGGGAAGGAGUGUCUGUGGAAGUUUUCAACAUAGGAGGCCAUGGAGGGAAGUUCUCAUGAAAAUCUAAAGAGCUGACAGACUAAACUACUAAACACUACUACUCUUAUUUUUAACUUGCUGUAAAAUAGUACACAGCUCUCUGCUCCUGGUUUUAUGUUUACUUUUUGUUUGGGAACAGUAUGUGACAAAGAGUUGGCAAGAGGUGACUCUGCAGUGGUGGCAGUUGUCUCUGCCCCAUUGCACCCAGAAUUGUGCAGAUACUGAAGUGGCUGUGAGCCCUGAGAGCAUUUUAGCUGUUUGAAAGCUCAUGCUGGAUAUCUUCUUCCUGUUACACACACGGACUGGGGGGAGGGGGGACAGACCUGUAGUUCAACGCUGUGAAUAUCUCCAGUUCUUGCCCUUCUGUUGAGUUUUGGCUGCAAAUUUCUAUGACAAACCCUUGGGUCUUGUGUUUUGCCUAUUUUGUCUGCUUGUGUUCCACUAACCUCUGUACAAACAUUUGCUUGUAAAACAGAAUUUUUUAAAAAACUGGUAUUUUACCUGCUGUGUGUUGGCUUCCUUA
This is a messenger RNA of Poecile atricapillus (Black-capped chickadee), 2768 nucleotides long. RefSeq names its product splicing factor 45. The transcript has 12 exons. The record is from RefSeq and is a predicted model, not a curated record. The coding region runs from base 102 to 1307 and encodes 401 amino acids. Gene Ontology annotation, molecular function: RNA binding. Gene Ontology annotation, cellular component: precatalytic spliceosome. Lineage: Eukaryota; Metazoa; Chordata; Aves; Passeriformes; Paridae. Gene Ontology annotation, biological process: alternative mRNA splicing, via spliceosome; mRNA cis splicing, via spliceosome.